UUGAUAUGUUCAAGUAGCUUUUUGGUAUAAUGUGAUUUGAUUAUCGAGUGCUAAGAAUAAAAUGUAAGAGAUGUAACAUUCGAUUGUUGUUGUGUAAUCCAGUGUUUAUUGAAGUGACGUUCGUUUACAUUUAUUUAUUUUGUGCCGAUGUUAGGCUUCGUUUUGUUUUCAUUUUAGUUAAUUUGAUAAUAGUGCACGACACUAAACUCAGUUUCUUUGAAAUUUUAAAUGAAAAAAACUAUUAAAUUUAUCUAAAUCAAGUAUUACAUAAGUGGUGAAUUAUUGGCAUAUCAACAAACAUGGCAUAUUGUGAUUUUAUUGCUGGAACAUGUGCAGGUGUCUGCAACAUGCUCAUUACGCAUCCCCUGGAUACGAUAAAAACAAAUAUGCAAUCGAGCAACUUAACAUUUACCAAAUCAAUGUUCAAAGUGUACAAAGCAGGAGGAAUGAACGGGUAUUACAGAGGACUGCUGUUUCCCAUCACAUCAACUGGAUUUUUAAAUUCAAUAAUUUUUGGUGUAUAUGGGAACUCUUUCCGCUACAUGCAAGAUAUAACAAAUUCCGAACAACUGAGACAAAAAUUUUGGUAUAGCCAAGUAUUUAUGGCUGGAUGUACUGGUGGCAUUGUGAAGGCAGUUGUCGCAUGUCCAAUCGAAUUAUCGAAAGUUAGACUACAAAUUACAGUAAGUAAAGCCACCGGACCAUCACAAGUUUUAAAAGAGCUGUGCAAGACUGAAGGACUGAAAGGACCGUUUAAAGGAUUAACGGCUAUGCUAUGGAGAGACGCUAUACCAUACGGAUUAUUCAUGCUCAUUUAUGAGUAUUUGGCCGAAAGACUGUCAAACGGAUACGAAAUUAACGGAAAGCACAUAAGAAAUGCUGAUAUAGAUCCCAUUUACACAGCCACGGCUGGUGCUGUCGCUGGAAUGGUAUCUUGGCUACCGGCCAUACAUUUCGAUGUAAUAAAAACACGGAUGAUGGCUGAGAAUGAUCCGAAAAAAUUUCGGAGCGUUUGGCACUGUUUCAACGUUAUCAUAAAAGAAUCUGGACUCAAAUCGUUGUUUCGAGGUGGAACAGUUUUAGUGUUGCGAUCAGCCCCAAUAUCAGCGAUUUCCUUUUUGACCUACGAAUAUGUGCUGAAACAAUGCAAUGGAGUCAGCUGAGAUUUCGAUGAUCAUUAAAAUCGUUUUAG
Molecule: messenger RNA, 1192 nt
Organism: Bradysia coprophila
Lineage: Eukaryota; Metazoa; Arthropoda; Insecta; Diptera; Sciaridae
Product: solute carrier family 25 member 45-like
Biological process (GO): mitochondrial L-ornithine transmembrane transport
Cellular component (GO): mitochondrion
Molecular function (GO): high-affinity L-arginine transmembrane transporter activity
Source: RefSeq, a predicted model, not a curated record